AUGGUUGCCAAAUCUGUCGUCGCUCUGCUUGUGGCGGCCUUUCCGCUUGCUUUCUCUGCGCCACUCACUGGCAGUAACUCGGAGCUUCGGCUUAUCAAAGCUUCUGAAGAUGAUGCUGGCCAGUGGGUGACUGAACAGGAGAAAUUCGACAGAUUUACCUCAAAGAAUAUUGGGUUUAUUGACAUUACUGACAUUCAGGAUGCCGAAGUGUUAUCCAUCCUGUCAAGGCCACCAUCGGACACCUCUAUAACCACUCGUGCUGUCACUUAUCCGACAAGAGUCGAGCAUGUGGAUGAAGCACAGUCGCUCAUUGCACAAGUGUCCACCAGCGGCCCCCAAAGCUGGCUGACUACAUUCACCCAGUUUACUACUCGCCAUUACCGCUCAACUACUGGCACUCAGGCCUCGGCUUGGCUGUUUGACCAAGUAUCCAGCAUUGCUUCCGCCAGGCCAGAAAUCACAGUUCAAAGAUUUACUCACACAUGGAACCAGCCUUCUAUCAUUGCUCGACUACCUGGACAGAGUUCAAAUCUCAUCAUUGUGGGUGCUCACAUGGACUCCACAGCCGGCUCAACUACAGCUCGCAGUCCUGGUGCUGAUGAUAACGGCUCUGGAUCUGUUACCAUUCUUGAAGCUCUCCGUGUCAUUGCUCAGUCGGACUUCAUUCCCAAAAACACAAUUGAGUUUCAUUGGUAUAGUGGUGAAGAAGGAGGACUUCUUGGCUCUCAGGCAAUCUUCUCCAACUACAAAUCCAACCAGAAGACAGUUCUUGCUAUGCUAAACCAAGAUAUGACUGGUUUUUCGCCCAGCAACCAGCUGGCUGUCUAUACUGACAAUGUUGAUGCGGCUUUGACUCAAUAUGUCAGAGUCAUUGCUACCCAAUACACAGGUGCUGCGCCCCUCACCACACGAUGUGGUUAUGGCUGCUCUGACCACGCAAGUGCUCGAUCGAAUGGUUUCCCUUCUGCAUUUGUCAACGAGGACACAUUCGAAAAGUCCAACCCCAGCAUUCACACCGCUGCAGACUCUCUUGACAAGAUUCAAUGGCCAGCAAUUCUUCGACACGCCAAGUUCACUGUGGGAUUCCUCGUCGAGGCGUCUUAUCUUUGAACAGCUGUAUGACUCUCUGUCUAUUAUUAGCUGACGAUGCACAACACAUCUUGGAGAUGGUAAGAUAGCAUAUGAAGGCAUGAAAGAGAAAUAAAACUAUACAACUUGAGUGGCUAUCCAGCUCCCAAAUUGGCUAUGCAGCAUCUCGUGUCUCAAAUGUAAUGGUAGUAAUAUUAGCAGAUACUUGAAGAGUAAACCAUAGCAGUAGGAAGUGGUGAUAGUAGCAGAUACUCAAGUAAUCGAUAGCUACCUUGGGACGCCGUUU
This is a messenger RNA of Trichoderma virens Gv29-8, 1375 nucleotides long. RefSeq lists its product as uncharacterized. The transcript has 6 exons. Gene Ontology annotation, molecular function: metalloexopeptidase activity. NCBI's taxonomy places the organism in Eukaryota, Fungi, Ascomycota, Sordariomycetes, Hypocreales, Hypocreaceae. Gene Ontology annotation, biological process: proteolysis. The record is from RefSeq and is a predicted model, not a curated record. The coding region runs from base 1 to 1110 and encodes 369 amino acids.